Clarias gariepinus (North African catfish) is the source of this 1826-nucleotide messenger RNA. It is a transcript of the gene trmt61b, whose product is annotated as tRNA methyltransferase 61B. NCBI's taxonomy places the organism in Eukaryota, Metazoa, Chordata, Actinopteri, Siluriformes, Clariidae. Gene Ontology annotation, biological process: tRNA methylation. Bases 285 to 1715 code for a protein of 476 amino acids. Gene Ontology annotation, cellular component: tRNA (m1A) methyltransferase complex. The record is from RefSeq and is a predicted model, not a curated record. The transcript is spliced from 7 exons.
GCUCAGAGAGUCACGCUGUACUUAGUAAUUUGUUUACUAUCGCUUUUUCUUCUUCAGUGCCUUGCAUUAUUUACUGUGGUAUUUAAUUUAAAGUCGCUUUUUGGGUCUCAAGUAAAAAAAAAAAAAUUCUUAUCUUUUUCUAUGUAAGACAAAGCGCGUGCAUUGUGAUUACAUGUGUUUGACUUUGAAGUGUAAAUACUAUAUUAAUCUGUAAGAAUAUAAGUUAUGCAUAAAGAACAUUUCAUCACUAGUAGAAACAUUUAUAGUCUUAUUAAGCUUAGCUGAUGCCUGCCUUUGGGUUGUGUUUCAAUUUGGCUCCCUCAGUUAAAAUGACUGCAAAUUUGGCCAGACUGUGUGCCACAUGCUUAAGUCAUAAGAAUAAUCUCAAUGUCACUUUAUUAGUUUCGACAAAGUGGUUUGGGACAGGUCCAAAAAGUCCAGAAGGAGAUGAUGAUGAUGGUGGUUCUGGAGCACCGGUGCCAUCUGGUCCAGAGCUGUCUCCGUUCUUAAGGCGAGCUUCUCGAUUUGGGAGGCGACCCUUGUCACCUUUAGAGAGGGUGAGUCAAAUGUUACCCCAGGAAUCAUUAAGUGAGGAGGUCUGGGAACUCAGGGGAAAUCAACCAAAUGAAGAAAAUGCAAAUACAGAAAUGAAGAAGCUCGUGGAAGAUGUAGAUGUUCAAGAACAAUCUAGACAUGUUGAUACUCCAGGUGAGAAAGAACUGGUGCACUCCCCUGUUCUGCCUGAGGAGCGUGUGAUGUGCUUUGGAGAAGUCCUGCUUGCAGAGUACCGCCGCAAACGAAGGCUGGAGUUACAGAAAAUGUUUCAGCUGGAGAAAGGAUCGAAGCUGGGGAGCAACUCUGGAUUUAUCGCUCAUGAUGCCAUCCAGGGCCACCAUGCCGGGACGGUUUUCCGCACCAGCCUGGGGCUCCCUAUGCUCAUCCGCAGACCCAGUCUCGAAGAGUUCACGCUGUUUAUGAAAAGAGGGCCUGCUAUUGCUUAUCCAAAAGAUGCCAGUGCCAUGAUGAUGAUGAUGGAUGUGAACCAGGGAGACUCGGUAUUGGAGUCAGGGUCUGGAUCCGGGGCCAUGAGUCUCUUCCUGUCUCGAGCAGUGGGUUCUAGUGGAAGUGUGCUGAGUGUCGAAGUAAGAGCGGACCACCACAGACGGGCGGUGUUAAAUUACGAGCGCUGGCGUUCGUCCUGGAAACUGCGGGCUGGAAACGAGUGGCCGGAAAACAUCCAAUUUCACCACGGAGAUCUCAUCGAUGCCGCCCCGUUGCUUGCUGGACGGAGCUUCAAUUCUGUGGCUCUGGAUAUGAUUAACCCUCACCUGGCUUUACCUACAGUCGUCCCUCAUCUUCAUACAGGAGGUGUGUGUGCCAUCUAUCAAGCCAAUAUUACGCAGAUCAUCGACGUAAUGGAAGGAUUGCGCUGCUCCACGCUUCCUCUGGUGUGUGAACGCAUCAUCGAGGUGCAGUACAGGGAUUGGCUGCUUGCGGCGUCGCUCAAAAAAGACGGCUCCUUCAACCAGAGGAAAAGAUCUCCAGGUGAAGAAAACGCAGAGAGCGAGAAUGACGAAUCAAACAAUGAAGGGAAAGAAGGGCACGCGAGUCCAUCACACUUCCCGUUUGGGAGCGUCCCGUACAUCGCUCGUCCGCAUCCUGAACAGAACGGACACACAGCAUUCCUUGUGAAAUUGAGGAAAAUAUCCAAAUAACCCGUGUACAACUUCAGCCAUCUUUCAUUAAGACCACUGAAGCAGGCUAAUAAUACGCUAAGGCCUAUGCUGGUGAAUGUUUGUUUUGUGCAAUAAAUAUGUUAAACCACA